This is a messenger RNA of Drosophila novamexicana, 959 nucleotides long. RefSeq names its product SAGA-associated factor 11 homolog (gene Sgf11). The record is from RefSeq and is a predicted model, not a curated record. The transcript has a single exon. NCBI's taxonomy places the organism in Eukaryota, Metazoa, Arthropoda, Insecta, Diptera, Drosophilidae. Gene Ontology annotation, molecular function: transcription coactivator activity. Bases 232 to 873 code for a protein of 213 amino acids. Gene Ontology annotation, biological process: regulation of transcription by RNA polymerase II; positive regulation of DNA-templated transcription. Gene Ontology annotation, cellular component: SAGA complex; DUBm complex.
AAACCGGCUGCAAUUUAAGAAAAAUUACAAAGCAAGAAAAUUAUUUUUACUGAACCAACACAAACAACUGACUACACACAGGACUGCCUCGUGCUGUCCUAGCCACAACGUAUCUGGUCAUCUGCCGCAUUACUUUGCGACGACCAACCCCAUAGACAGUUCUCGCAACUGUCUUCACCAAAUCAAAAAAAAAAAAAAAAAAAAAAAAAAGAAAAUUAUUUCAAGUGUUAUAUGGCUAAUUCAAAUGCAAACCAAUUGCAUCUAAUGAGUUCAUCGACCGGAACUGCAUCUCAAAUGCCCACAAUGGCCCAGGGGCACACUACAGCAUCAGCCAUUUUACACAAUUUUCGAGAGUUAAUCAAGGAACCAAAAGGAUUGGACGAUGCUGCAAACUAUUUGUUCCAGGGGCUACUCGAUGAUGUGGUAGCCGGCAUUUUUAUAGAAAUUCAUCAUUUGCGUAAGACCGGCAAUCUGACAGCACUUGAUGGUGUCGGCGAAGAAAAUGCAGAGUCUGCGUACCGAAUUUGUGAGAUGCCAAAUUUGGACAUUUUUGGCAUAUCAACAGCCAAGAAGCCGAUGGACUGCACCUGCCCAAAUUGUGACAGACUAGUGGCGGCGACCAGAUUUGCACCACACUUGGAGAAAUGCAUGGGGAUGGGGCGCAUUUCAUCUCGCAUUGCCAGUCGACGAUUGGCAACCAAGGAGGGCACCAGCGCAAGCUCCACCUCUACUUCAACAUAUUUACAGUCGGGCAAUACAGGCGGUACCGAUGACGAAGAUGAUGUGGACUGGUCAUCAGAUAAGCGCAAAAAGAAGUCAACACAGAACUCACGCAACAACGGAUCCAAAAAGAACAAUGGAAAAACAUUUUAACGUGAUAUCGUUGGUUUCUAUUAAGCCUUUCUUUAUUGCCUAAUAUAUGGAAUGCAUCGUAUAAGUAUACUUCCUAGUUAUUCUUC